AUGCCUCAUCGAACUCAGUCCAACAACUCAAACAGAAACUCUGAUCCAACCCCAAAUGAAUCAUUAGCGGAGAAUCUCAAGGGAUACCAAGAGCUUGUGAGUAAUCUUACCGAUCAUUUAGGAAGAUUAGCUGAUAAGGGUGAAGAACAACAUUCGGCCCUAAUCAAUUUCAGGGAAUUACUUUCCAAACAACUUGCCGAGAUGCAAAAACAAGCUGAAGCUCUGCAAAAGCGAGCUGAAAUUUUUCAAAGACAGGCUGAUGACUCGAGAAAACUGAUCAAAGAAAUGUUACUGGAUUUGAAAGAGUUUCGCUCUGGUCGUAAUACCUCUGGGCAGCCUCAGCGUUCUCCAACAAAUCAUCAUAUUGAUGAUAAGUUAGAUCUGAUUUAA
This is a messenger RNA of Hyphopichia burtonii NRRL Y-1933, 390 nucleotides long. RefSeq lists its product as uncharacterized. The transcript has a single exon. The record is from RefSeq and is a predicted model, not a curated record. Bases 1 to 390 code for a protein of 129 amino acids. NCBI's taxonomy places the organism in Eukaryota, Fungi, Ascomycota, Pichiomycetes, Serinales, Debaryomycetaceae.